UCCACUCUCACGUUGCGUAAACCCACCGAUCUGAUGCUCCACAGAGGCACCAUCCAGUCCAUCUGAGGUGGAAAAGAUUUGAAUCACAGAUACCGCUAGAGCCUGCUUGAAAAAUGGCCUCCAGGUAAGAGUUGCGAUGAUCCAGACCCGACCCACAGCAGAGAUGAAUGUGUCUGAUGAAUCCUCCUACCAAGAGGAGGUGCUGCUGGGUAACUCUACCUGGGGCUACUCCUAUUAUCAUCAAAACUACACCCUGAUCCCUCCACUAUCAGAGAAGGCUAGCACCUCCAAACCUGCAGCAUGCGAGCAGGUCCACAUCGCUAUCGAGGUCUUUCUGAUCCUGGGUAUCAUCUCACUGCUGGAGAACAUUUUAGUCAUCACAGCCAUAGUGAAGAACAAGAACCUACAUUCCCCCAUGUACUUCUUUGUCUGCAGUUUGGCAGUAGCAGACAUGCUGGUGAGUGUGUCCAACGCCUGGGAGACCAUCAUCAUUUAUCUUCUCAACAACAGGCAGCUGGUGGUGGAGGAUCACUUUAUCAGGCAGAUGGACAACAUGGUGGACUCCAUGAUCUGCAUCUCUGUCGUUGCAUCCAUGUGUAGCCUGCUGGCCAUUGCUGUGGACAGGUACGUCACCAUCUUCUAUGCACUGAGGUACCACAACAUCAUGACGGUGAGGAGAGCUGGCUGUAUCAUCGGGGGAAUCUGGACCUUCUGCACUGGCUGCGGAAUUGUCUUCAUUAUCUACUCAGACUCCACUCCUGUGAUCAUCUGCCUGAUCUCUAUGUUUUUUGCCAUGCUGCUCAUCAUGGCCUCCCUCUAUAGUCACAUGUUCAUGCUCGCUCGCUCGCACGUGAAGCGCAUUGCUGCCCUGCCCGGCUACAACUCCAUCCAUCAGCGCACCAGCAUGAAGGGGGCUAUCACACUGACCAUCCUUCUGGGGAUCUUUAUCGUCUGCUGGGCUCCUUUCUUUCUCCACCUCAUCCUGAUGAUCUCUUGCCCACGGAAUCUCUACUGCGUGUGCUUCAUGUCCCACUUCAACAUGUACCUCAUCCUCAUCAUGUGCAACUCAGUGAUUGACCCACUGAUCUAUGCCUUCAGGAGUCAGGAGAUGAGGAAGACGUUUAAGGAGAUCAUCUGCUGUUACAGUCUGAGAAACGUCUGCACGAACAUCUGUGCUUUGACUGGUAAGUACUGAGAAAUAGAAAAGACCAGUGAAAGGAUGGGUAAAGUGAACUGACCGAAUAUGACGCUGGAAUAGAAAUACUACUACCCAAGGACUGGUUCACUGCACUUUUCAGACAGUACAGUGUACCGUCACACAAGCAACUAUUGAAAAGUAUAAGCUGGAAAGGAGACUGGAACAUUGAGUUAUCUCCUAAUGCAUCCACCAUGUACACAAAAAGUUUACUAGAUGCAUUAUUUUAAGGCUUAGUUAGGAUCAUCUAAAGUCCAAGCCCAUGAUUCAUAUUAACGUGCGUCACACAAAACUGUUUGUGGCCUGCUUUUCAUUCUCCCUGACAUUUCUUUUAUCUUUUUUCCUUUGGCCUUUCUUUUUUAAUAGGCAAGAUUUUUAUUCUCUGUUCCCAGAAUAUGUCUGAUGCAGUAGCCAAAUGGAUAGACAGGAUAUUUUUCUUUCAGUGCUGCAAGAGUGCUCAUAUACUGGCUUUAAAUUACAGAACUGCUGCCAAAUGUACCCGAAUGUACCCUUUGUUAAUUUAGACGGCUGGAUGUACUUCCUUGAACAUUAACCUCACAUGCAUAAAUUAACAAAGGCAAUGAAGUCAGCAAAAGUUGGGGAAGGUGUGGUAAGAAUUAUCCACAUCCAUAUGUUAGUGAGUUUUGUUUAGUUUUUUUUUUUCUCGCUUUUCUUUCAAGCUGUGACUACAAAUUAAAACAGCAAUUUUACACAUCAAAGUCUGUUUCCCAGUUAUGGAGAGUAGUGCUUCGGUUAGUAAGUAGUAUCUAGUUUUUUUUUAAAGACCCUUAAGCUUUAAAUUGUGAAAAUGUAACAGUCUACCUAGAACAGCAUGAGCAUAUCAGGGCAGUGAAUUAUGUUUUAGUUCACUGUCAGUUAUGAACUGAAUAUUUUCCAAUAUUGAAUGCAGAGUCACACACAAAACAAGCGCAAGUGAAACAACACUUAUAUUUAUUCAGAUUUUGAAUAUAAUAAUCAAAAAUCUUUUCCACAUCUUUCACAGAGUCCUCUACCAAAUCUGUUUGAGAUGCUAAAUAAUUAUUUUGAAUUUCAGGAGGGUCAGAGAAAAAGAGUAGCACGUCCUCUGCAUAGAAGACUCUCUGUCAUUCACUGGGUGUUCCAUCAGGGCCAGCAAUGGUUGUCCAGUUAAAUCUAAAACCAGACAUCAAUUAAAACAUUACUAAAGUGAAAGUGAUUUCUCAGACAUCAUUCAUGUAAUAAAGGAUUUCAUGUUGGCUGAACUAACCCUGUAAAAUGCUCUUUGUAGCUGCAGUUGCCUAUACUCUGUUUGUCUAUUAGGUACUGGAAUCUACAGUUUCACUUAUUUUCUUUGGUGUGUACAUGUCCUGUUAACAAAGGCAAACUUAGAACAAAAACAAAGACAAUUUUAAGAUGGCAAAAACGGCAGUUCCCCUUGAUGCCACCUGGAUAGUCUGGAUGGUUUCACCACUUGCAAGAAGUCAAUGUUGAGUAUUUAAUGGAGAUUAAUGAUCCUCACAGGCAGCCACACUACAAAGUUCCUAUGAUGCACAGAGCGCUUCUUGUGCACCACUACUGAAUUUAAUCAUUAACCAUUAUUAAACUCUGGCUGUCUCUGCUAUAGUUUUGCUUUUGUCCUGUCUCGCUCUGUUCUCUUCUCAUUCUCCUAACCCCCAAUCAAUCAUUGUAGAUGAGCCUGGUUCUGCUGGAGGGUUCUUCCUGUCAAAUGGGAGUUUUUUCUUCCAUUGUCAUUAAUUGCUUGCUCAUAGAGGGCCGUGUGAUCGUUGGCGUGUCUUUCAAACAUUGUAGGAUCUUUAGCUUACAAUAUUGAGUGCCUUGAGAUGGCCUUUGUUAUGAAUUGGUGCUCUAUAAAUAAAAUUGAAUUGUAAUGCCAGAGUACAUUAAAGAAUAGGAAGAUGCACAAGGCUGUCAGCAUAUGUAAAAACAUAAAAGAAAUAAUUUAGGUGUAUUAAACAGAGGAAAGUGGAGGUUUCCAGAAAAUUGGUCAAAGGUUAUGAAAUGAAGCGGAAAACUGGCAGCUUAUUUUAUAUUUCAAGAAAGUCAAAUCCUCUCAUUUCCCACCAGUUUCAGCAUAAUUUAUAAAUGUAAGAUCUCUUAUGGUUAAAAUCAGACCCUCUUAUGGUCUUUUUAUGGAUCUGCACAGCCUGGAUGGCUGCUUAGGUGAUCAAGGGCUUUUCCAUCAACAUCACAUGGUUUUAAGGAUUAUAGGCUUGAAAAAUGGUGACGCAGCCAUAUAUUUACAUUGAAAAUAACAAGAAGAAAACAAGCCUUAACGUGAACAUAUUGAAUACGUUGCACUGUAGGUAAGUAAUGACAAGGUCAAACAAAUACGUCAUAGACCACAUAGAUUACUUUUUACCACAGAAAGAAAAUUUCUAUUUUUCAAAGCUUAACAGUUCUUUUUUACUUUGUGACUUUAUGAACAAAAACUAAAUGUUUUUUCAUUAGAUCCUGUAGGACCAUGCAGCCAUCAAAGUAGCCCUAUGUAUUGAUUUCACAGAAACAACUGACUUUAGCAUGGAAGAUCCAGUUUAUUGGUUUUCUUACUAGCAUGUCUGUAAUUCUUCUUUUACUCCUGGAUUUUUCUGCCUGAAUGAAGCUGUUACUGGAGAGGAUAAUGGUCAAAUGAGCCAGCUGCCAUUAUAUGGAACGGCUUUAAUGUCAAAUAGCGUCAUUUUGUCGAUUAGAAAUUUUGUCUUGAGAAAUCUUUAGUCUGCUUCUGACGCCAAGCUGGAAAAACUGAAGGAAGAAAGGGAAGCAUUUGCUUUUAAGAUUCAAGAGAUAGCUUAGGCCCUUAACUACAAAGCGGGAUGUGGUUUGAGAGGAAAACUUUCUAACUUUUUUUCCUGGUGACUGCAAAGCAAUUUAAUUUAUCUAUAGCCUUUUGUGUCGUGGCAAAAUCUUCAAAAGAAGCUGAUUAAAGCAGUAAAUCCUUUCAAUUGUUGACUUUGUUCUUUACUUGCUCACAAAUCAUUUACUAGUAAGAAUACAAGUAAUUUACUUUAUUAAUGUAUUAAUCAUUUGUUCCUUUUAGCCUGUAUUGUGUUUUUAAUUUCUUCAUUCUUAAGAAAACAGGUUGUAAUAGAAGACAAACAGGCAGCACUAGAAUGAUCCAUGUCACCGCUCCUUUUAUAUGGAAUUCUUACAUCUAGAAUUGGGGGAUUCUGGGUUGACUUACUGAGCUGAUGACAACUGGCAUAGCCACUUAACAUGACUGCUGACGGGAGGCUUUGUGAAACCAGAUAACAAUAAGAUAUCUUGAGUAUGACUAACUCAUUUCAUAGUAAAGACCCUGAUCAGUGGUAGUACAGGUCUAACAUUUGGGUUGACUUAAAAAGUGCCAGCGAAUGAAUGUAAAUCAGUGCCAUUAGAAAACAACUGUUUUCAUAUUUAGAAUAAAUAAAAGCUAAAUAAAUAUAGUAGAUUUAUAAAGACAUUUUUAAAACAAAGGUCUCGUGAUGCAGAAGGCACAUACGGCUAAACAGAAGCACCACCUGCAGCUGUAAAAGUGAUUUCAUAAUACUAGUGUGCAAUGAUGGCAGUGUGAUGGAGGUAAAAUGUUGCCUAACACACCAUGAAAGCCCCAAAAAGGCCAGUGCACUGCUCUAAUGCAAGAAUACUGACAGAUUUGAGAGGUUAUCUACCUCCAAAAUUCAGGUGGUUACAGAGCGGUGACUAUCUGACCAAUUCUGAUUCUUAUAGGUUUUAGCACAUCUUCAGGUUUUUUAUAAUAGUUUGUCAUUUUAGGAGGAAAACAUAUUUUGAACUAAUGCCACUCAGAUUGCAUGCACAUGUUCUAAAGGAGGUAUAUGAGCACUCUUCGACAAACAGGAAUUGCAUAUUGAGCUGAUUCUUUUUUUUCUCAUACACCUAAUGGACUCAGUGUUCCUUUGGAGGAUUAUGUGUUUACACCCAAUGCAACCAAACCCACCAGUUGCACAUUAUUUGUAAAUGGCCUCACUGCAAACACCUUGCUUGUUAUCUGUACACUGGAGAAGUUGUCUGCCCUGCUAAGCUGAACUUUUGAAUGACAUCACUUGUCAUCAGCCAGUUUUCUGCCUGCUGCUGUUCGCCCUGUGCUGCAUUAGUGCUACCCUUAACAAGCAAACGUCUCAAAUCCGCCCGGUAGCACAGCAAUUUCUGCUAUGAUCUGAAUGUAAAGUCACUGCUCUGUUGAGUCACUGUGACCCCCAGUGAUCACUUCUCAAUGCCACUCUACUGGGCAUGUAUAAAGCUAUGUAAAGCUGCUUGAAAUGUAAAAAUGAAUGUACAAAUAGCUUCACUAUACCUUCUGUAAGUGUGUGUUGGUGGUGUCUACCUCCAAACUGAGAAGCUUGACAGAUUUUUACCGGAAAUGCAGCCAUCUGCUGAAACUGCUCUUUCAUACACAAUGUUGCUGUGCGGUAGAUACUAAAAGAAACGAGUUAUUUGCUGUUACGUAUCAGUAUUUAUUGCAAAAACAGAAAGUUGUUUAUAUUGUUCAUGUUUUCAGGCUGAUGCAUUUUGGUUUGUGGAUGGAAAGUAAUAUAAGAGUUGUUUUAAGAGAAAACAACAGCGCUAAGAGGAUGUUUUUCUUCGUUCAGUCUUGUAAUUGCCUUACUGUUAUUUCCUUUAAUGUUUAUUGCAAGUACUUUGAAAAUGUAAGAUCAAAAAAGUAUAACACAAUGAAAAGUGCUUUGAAUAUUGAUGUAAAACUGUACAUUGUUUUGUCUCCAUUGUAAGUUUAAUUAGUAAAGAAAACAAAUAUUUUGCUAAGUGUACAUCCACUUCCAGUGCAGCAUUUGUGCAGUUUUGCAGAACGAUUCAUUGUUGCUGAUUAUUGUGAAGUGCUCUGUUUUCGUUCCCACAAAAGGCAGCAGCAAGAACACUGAACAUUAUAUGUUCCUGGAUCAAGGUUUAGCUUGUGUUUUGAUUGCUCGUUGUAUGCUUAGUUCUGUGUAUAUGUGCAGUGACACAAUGCAAACAGCUGUGGGAUCAUGUUUCAUGUUCGGUGAUGGCAUGAAGAAAUGUAAACGUGAGCUUCAGUUCAAAUAAGUGAUGUUUUGUUGGCUUAAGAUGACUUAUUUUUAUUGUGUCUGAAUAAAAGCAGAUAGUGAAAUGA
This is a messenger RNA of Maylandia zebra (zebra mbuna), 6296 nucleotides long. RefSeq names its product melanocortin receptor 5. Gene Ontology annotation, biological process: G protein-coupled receptor signaling pathway. NCBI's taxonomy places the organism in Eukaryota, Metazoa, Chordata, Actinopteri, Cichliformes, Cichlidae. Gene Ontology annotation, cellular component: membrane. The record is from RefSeq and is a predicted model, not a curated record. Gene Ontology annotation, molecular function: melanocortin receptor activity.